Molecule: messenger RNA, 1641 nt
Organism: Mustela erminea (ermine)
Lineage: Eukaryota; Metazoa; Chordata; Mammalia; Carnivora; Mustelidae
Gene: LRIT2
Product: leucine rich repeat, Ig-like and transmembrane domains 2
Exons: 3
Coding region: 1-1641 (546 amino acids)
Molecular function (GO): protein binding
Source: RefSeq, a predicted model, not a curated record
AUGGCUUCAGUUUCCCAUUAUUUCCUGCUAGUUCUGGUCUUUCUGGAUUCACAUGCAGCUCAGCCGCCCUGUCUGCCAGGAUGUACCUGCUCAGAGGACAGUUUCAGCAGGGCUCUGCAGUGCAUAUCUAUCUCUUUAGGAAAGAUCCCAAGGAACCAUCCUGAACAGUUAAAGUUGUUGAGAAUUGAAAAUUCACCCUUAUUUGAACUGCCUCGAGGGUCCUUCAUCAACAUGAGCACAUUGGAAUACCUUUGGCUUAAUUUUAAUAACAUCUCUGUGGUACACCCGGGAGCCCUAGAGCACCUGUCAGAACUGAAAGAGCUGAGACUGGAGGGGAACAAACUCCGUUCAGUACCAUGGACAGCAUUCCAAGCCACACCUCUCCUGAGGGUCUUGGAUCUCAAACACAACAGGAUUGAUGUGCUCCCUGAGCUAGCCCUUCAGUUCUUGAUCAACCUGACCUACCUUGACCUAUCCUCCAAUAGGCUUACAGUUGUAUCUAAGAGUGUCUUCUUGAACUGGCUAGUCUAUCAGAAACACCCGCAGCCUGGCUGUGGAGCCAAGGUUCUCUCCAGCAUGGUGCUAGCACUGCACAACAACCCCUGGGUAUGUGACUGUCGCUUGAGGGGACUUGUUCAGUUUGUAAAGUCCAUCAACAUCCCGGUCAUCCUGGCGAAUUCCUACCUGAUGUGCCAACGCCCUCUCUCCAAGGCAGGGCAACUUUUUCAUGAAACUGAGCUCAGUGCUUGCAUGAAGCCACAGGUCUCAACCCCCAGUGCCAGUGUCACCAUCCAGAUGGGACAGAAUGUGACCCUGAGAUGCCAGGCACGGGCCAGCCCUUCACCAACCAUUGUGUGGACUUACCCCCUGAGCAUGUGGCGGGAAUUCAAUGUGUUGACUUCAUCUACUGCAGAAGACACUGCUCUGUCGGAACUGAUCAUACCUGCUGCCCAUCUGGUAGACAGAGGCAAUUACACCUGUGUGGCCUCCAACUUCCUGGGUAGGAGCACCCUUGUCAUCUCCCUCUACGUCCAGCCCGCCCAGGCCCUGCCUCCCUCUUUCCCUUCACAGGACAAUGCCUAUGUUGACCUGCGGGUCGUCAGGCAGACGGUACAUGGGAUUUUGCUGGAGUGGUUGGCAGUGGCAGAUGCCCCUGAGGAGAAAUGGUUCACCCUCUACCUUACAUCAGAUGAAACGCUCAGGAAGGAAGUGGUGCACCUUGGCCCCGGAAUCAACAUGUACGCUGUGGAGGACCUCCUUCCUGGAACGAAAUAUGAGGCAUGCCUCAGCCUGGAGGGCCAGCCCGCACACCGGGGCCGGUGUGUGGUCUUUGUGACGGGCAGAGACCACCACGAGCUGGAGGGCCGGGAGCGCCUGCUGCAUGUCGCAGUGGUCCUGUGUGUGGUGCUGCUUGUGGUGCCCGUGGGUGCCUAUGUCUGGGCAGCCCAGGCUCCCUGCAGCUGUGGGGAAUGGACGCUGCCCUGCUGUCCUCAGCGCAGGAAGGCCCCCAGGUGCCCGCGUGCGGCGCCACAGCAGUGGGACUCCUCCUGCAGAGAACCCAUAGCAGUCUGUGAGGAUGGUCUGGGCCCCAGAGAGGCUGAAGGGCAUGAGGAGAAAGACAGAGAGGAAGACUGGGGCUGA